GAGCCAUAAAGGGCCGCUCUUUACCUGUGCACUCAGGUCGAUCCGGUUGCCAGUCUGGUUUCAGUCUUUUCAGUCUGCCUUCCUGAGCACCGGAGGAUCCCUCUGAUUGGCUGCAGAAGGAAACGAGCUCUCUCAGCCCACCCACCGCUGAUUAUAGCUUGGGACUCUUUGCUGUCUCAGUUUCCUUCCUUGCAUUGAGUCUGGGACCUGGCCCCGGGGCUGAACGGCACACACAGAGCGCGCAUCAUGGCAGCUACGCACAGCGAGUACAGAGGCUACCUGCGAAACACCGUCGACAUGGAGGCAGGGCAGCACCGCUUCCAACCGGUGCAGAGCUCGGAGCCCACUCACCGGCCGCUCCUAUUCGGGACCCUCGCUGUUAUGGGAUUGCUUCAGGUGGCCUCCAGCGUGGCGAUCUUCUUACACCUGACAGGUUAUCUGCAAGAGGUAGAUUUGUCCAGAGCCCCACAUCGGCCCAUAGAGGAAGUACAGACGGAGCCGGUGCUGAACGCCCUGAGAGACACAAGGAAAAACAGACGCUGUAAAACUCCAAAAGAGAGCCUGCCAUCAGCUCAUUUACCAAUCAAAGUGCAUCAAGAGUACUCUAAGAAGGGUGAUGCGAAGGCCAUCACCAUUGACUGGGAAGAAAUGCAUGGAUACCGCCACAGGAUGGGCUACCAGAAGGGGAAACUGCUGGUGAUGGAGUCAGGCUUCUACUAUGUUUACGCAAAGACCUGUUUCCGUUACUACAAGUACGAGCCAGAGGACAGAAGUCAGGUUCCACCAGUGGAUGUUAGCAACACCCAGCUCAUCCAGUACGUCUACCAUGAGAGCAUCAAACAGAACAGCAAGGCUGUAGUGCUGAUGAAGUCAGGGAGCACCAUGCGCUGGAACAACACGACCUAUAACAUGUACUGUGCCCAGCAAGGCCGAGGGGUACGGCUGGACGAGGGAGAUGCCUUGUUCGUCAAUGUGUCCAAUGCUUGGAUGCUGGAUCCCGAGGGAGAAGGGACGUAUUUUGGGGCCAUAAAGUUGGGUAACUGAAAUUUAAACACAUGGGGAGCGGACAUGCUACUGAACAUUUGAUAUGCCAAAGAACCACUGUUAGUGAUUUAUAUUGUUGAUUUGUCAAAAAAGUUUGUUUUUAUUGUACAUGCCUUGUUGUUUUUGUGUUUUUUUUAAAGUUGUUCUUCACGUUGGAGUCCCUUAUGCGACAAACUAAUGGUAGGUAGUCUCCUUGCCUCUUAGCCCUCCCCGAAAAAAAGAGACACACAGCACUGGACUGUAUUUUUUUUUUUUUACUUUUUUGAAGUAUUGCGGUUUGUAUUGGGAAAUUUCAAUACAUUUCAGUUCAGAUUACAACAUUAAACUUCAACAUAGACAUGUGUUUAGGCACUAAUUAAACAAAUCCCAAGGAAGUAAGUUUGUUGGAAAGAAACACAGUGAGAAAGGAUUGAUCAAUGUUGAUUGUUGGAAAAGAAUGUAAAAAGAAGAACAUUGUAGCUGAUAGAGCAUCUGCUUGUACUCUGCAGAUUAUCACAGAAUAAAAAUAACAAAACUCCCCGGUCUGUCUCUGACCCCCUGCAGUGAAUGCACAAAUGUUUUCCUGAAAGGUUUUGUAAGCGUGAACAAGGCGAGCAAUGAGGCAUACUCACAGUAAGUAUUGUUUGAAACAGGCAGUUAGGCGGUGAUUUAAAUAUCACCCUCAAAAUCUCUAAGGCACUAUCGAAACGUAAUGCCAUGAAAAAUUCACUUAGACUCUGAUAUUGUGUUUUUUAAGCAACAAAAACAUUUUUAAAAGGUUGUGUGUGCUUAUCCAAUUUUCUGCCUUACUGAAAUCUAAUGAGUGGCCUUGCUUCUUGGAGGGCGACAAUUACGUGACAAUGUCAUUUGAAACAAUGUCCUUUUAAGGAGCAAAUUACAUCCAUUUGUUAUGUUAAUGUCAAUCAACAAGUGAUGCAGAUAGCUGGACUGUCUGACCAUAAAUGACACAAAUAGACUCUUGUCUUCUUUAACUAGAGGAGCCAAAUUGAGUUUGGUUCAUCUUUAACUUAAAUUUUGUUUUUCAUUUGGCUCUUCAGUGAGGUAAAUGGGAAUAUGCACUAAAUAUUUAUUUAUUAGCUAUAGAAGUACAGAGACAGGUCAUUGUUAAAGUGACCUCUCAGCUGUAAAAAUCAUUUAUAUUUUAUGUCUGUAUGACAUUCAUUACGCAGCACUUAAUAAAUAGUAGGAAAUAGUAGACAUGCUUUUUGUUAUUAAAACACAGGGGCUUCACUUUAAAUUCCAUAUUUAUGUAUCUUGAUUUUGACAAUUCUGUGUGCACUUGCUUAGCCAAAAGCAAUAUGGAUAUAUUGUUUCUUCUACAAGAUUGUAGCAUACCUGUAAGAUCUUCAUCUGAUUCGAUAGAUUUUUUUUUUUCCAUUCAGUGUUCUUUUUAUUUAUGUAUGUGUAUGUUUUAAUAAAAAAAACUACUUUUGUAA
Molecule: messenger RNA, 2480 nt
Organism: Dicentrarchus labrax (European seabass)
Lineage: Eukaryota; Metazoa; Chordata; Actinopteri; Moronidae
Gene: tnfsf11
Product: TNF superfamily member 11
Exons: 4
Coding region: 247-1044 (265 amino acids)
Biological process (GO): immune response
Cellular component (GO): membrane
Molecular function (GO): tumor necrosis factor receptor binding
Source: RefSeq, a predicted model, not a curated record